AUGGCGCAAGUCAGCAAGCCGCAAGCGCUGGUGGCUGCUGGAGCGGGCGCAGUACUGCUGGGGAUUCUGGCUGUGCGCAUCAAGCGUGCGCGAGCGCGAAAGGCUUACGAGCUUCCUGCCUGGCUGCGCUGGCUGGAGGAAAGCUCCUCGCAUCUUCGAAUGCGAAUGCGAGAGUGGGAGGAUGGCCCGUGGCGUCGGAGUCGAGGCUGGCACGGCUCAGACCUCAUUCACAGUCCGGACAGCGCAGUGUACAUACCAUGCUACUUCUACAGCCCAGAGGAGAAGAUCCUGCAGGGCCCCGUGGAGUUUCGCAGUGGGGCCGAGAGCCACCGAGGGAUCUGCCACGGUGGGGCCAUGACCUCUGCCAUGGACGACGUCCUGGGCCACCUCGCCUUCCUGGCGGCCGGAACCGGGCCCUGGAGCGGUGCCACCGUGCAGGUGAACUGCAAGCUCAGCAAACCUGUUCGCGUCGGUCAGACACUGCUUUUGGAAGGCAGAGUUGCGAAGCAGGAGAAGCGAAAAGUUUUUGUCGAGGCCCGAAUGCUGGACGAGGCUGGCGACGUUUACGCCACCAUGGACGGGCUCUCCAUCGUAGGUGCCAAGAUCCAGGCCGAGGAAACAGACCUGGACAAGCGCCGUUGGCACUUCGAUGACGAAAUGCGAGCAGUGCUCGACAGUCCUGACCAUCGGCACGUGCUGGGAGGCUCUCUAUCGUAG
This is a messenger RNA of Symbiodinium necroappetens, 717 nucleotides long. Lineage: Eukaryota; Dinophyceae; Suessiales; Symbiodiniaceae. The record is from the annotation of a GenBank genome assembly.